AUUCUUCAAUUGCAGAGCAUUUAUAACAAAGAUAUGUCUGAUAAAGAAUCAUUACCAGAAUCCGUGACUUCCUUGUUGAAGACCACCAGAUUUAUUCAUUUGGCAACUUCUUUCAAGGAUGUUCCUCAUGUAUCCUUAAUGAAUUAUACUUAUUAUCAUACAGAAAAUAAUGAUUAUAUUAUUAUAUCUACUCCAAAGGAUACUACCAAAUAUAAUAAUAUAUUACAAAAUCCCAAUGUGUCUAUAUUGAUUCAUGAUUGGAUCUCAGUUAAAAAUGGAAGUACUGAAGCCGAAUCUGUAUCUACCAAAAGAAGAAAUUCACUUUAUGAAUUAUUAGCUAAUUUGAAUAAGAAUGAAAUUAGUAGAGUAUCUGUAAUGCUUGAUGGUAAGGCUAAUGUUAUAGAUGAAACUAAUGAAUCUUAUGACUUUUAUAAAUCGUUGCAUUUGAAUAAUUCUAAAAUUGAUGAGAUUCAAUCAAAAAAUUAUAUUGAGAGUAAUGAUAAUGCAAUUAUUCUUAUCACCAUAAAGGCGUGUAAAGUUACUGAUACUGAAAAUAAUAUUGCCGAAUAUUAAGAUUGUUUAUAUUUUACUUAGGAAUAUAGUCAACUAGUUCAGUCCUAAUUAAAUGUACAAAGUCUAUUUAUGUUUUGA
Molecule: messenger RNA, 651 nt
Organism: Scheffersomyces amazonensis
Lineage: Eukaryota; Fungi; Ascomycota; Pichiomycetes; Serinales; Debaryomycetaceae
Product: pyridoxal 5'-phosphate synthase
Exons: 1
Coding region: 34-573 (179 amino acids)
Cellular component (GO): cytoplasm; nucleus
Source: RefSeq, a predicted model, not a curated record